UAUUCCUUUAUCCGCAACUAUUCAAUUUUUCAAUUUUAAAUUUUCAAUUUUAAAAUUUGAAAUUUCUCUCUCUCUUUUCUAUUCAUCACUCUCUUUUACUCUAGAGAUCUUCACUUCACAAAACCCUAAUUCACCAAAAUUCAACUUUUCUCUCUCCCUCUUCCCCCAAAUUCAAUCCCAACACCUUCAUGUAUGGAUGACGAAUGCAAUUCACUUGAAAAAUCGAUUCUGACCGUCCAAUCUGCUUCAAAGAUUAUGAGUGAGAAACGAGUUAACACCAAUCCGGGUGAUAAGCACGAGCCCCCUCGAAAACGAGUCAAAAUGAGAGAUCUUGAAUCCCUUGUUCAUUCCACAGAGAAGGCAAUGGGGAAAGAAAACAUUGUUCAAUCGUCGUUUGACAAUGUUGAGAUGUCACAAACCACAAAGGUGCCUAUGACAGUGGAUAUGGAUGUGUCAAAAGAAGAGCAAGAUGGAAGGAGUAUAUUGGGUAGCCCGAGGCUUUUGGAUCUUAACAAUGAAGUUUGUGGUUCCAAAUAUUCUUCUUUGUGUUCGAAUAAAAUUGGUGGUUUUGGUGAGAAGCUCGGUAAGGAUAAGGAGUUGUUGUCUGAGAAGCACGAGAAACAGGAAAGAGAGCAGCGUGGUAAUAUUAUGAACACGAAAGGAGUUAAUGUGGAUCUCAAUGCAGAAGAUGAUACUAGCUCUGUGAAUGUGGAGCGGGUGAGUUCGCAUAAAGAACAUGGUCAAUUUAAGUCAAAGGAUUUGUCUCAGAGUGAGAGCAGUACUGGACCUCCGAAGGAGAAAGAUCCAAUGAAAAUAUGGACAGAGAUGAAGCGAAAUGGUUUUAUUUCAUCUGCUCAUGGGGGUAUUCCGGUGCCGAAGAAACGCGGGAGGAAAAGUAAGAAUGAAAUUCUUGAGCAAAAAAUGGAGCUCGCCAAGAGAGAACAAAUUAAUAGGUUUACAAAAAUUGCAGCUCCAAGUGGACUACUGAAUGAUUUAAACCCUGGAAUUAUUAAUCAUGUAAGAAAUAGGAAACAGGUCCAUUCAAUUAUCGAGGCUCUUGUAACUGAAAAACAUGAAAACAGGAGCAAGCAAGAAGCAAAUCGAAUGAGUGGAGGUAUAGACAUGGCCAAGAGAGACCUAGAGUGUUCGAACGAAGAUGGGACCUUUCAUGGAUCUGCAGGUGGUAGACAAGCACGGAAGAGUCAAGUGACAAAGAAUGAUUCCUCGUGGAUUUUGGAGGAUAAAGGUUGUGAUCAUGACACAUACAGUGUAGAGAAAGCUGGCCUUAAAGAUUGUAUAACAAAUGCAGGUCAUGUCACAGAAGAUGAUAUUUUAUCGCUAAAAUUGUCAUCUUCAAUGAAGGCAUCAGUGAGUUCCACCAGUUUGUCGAAUGAAGAAUCAUCAAAUGUUACUGCAGUUUCAUCACUUUCUCUAAAAGCUGCUACUGUUGCUUCUCAAUGGUUGGAGCUUCUGCAUCAAGACAUCAAAGGGCGUCUUUCGACUCUGCGUCGCAGUCGGAGGAGAGUUCGAUCUGUAAUCACUACUGAGUUGCCUUUCCUUAUGUCGAAGGAAUUUGCAGAUAACCAAAGUUAUGAUCCUUGUGGUAUGAACAUUCCGGCAGGAGUCCCCACUAGUAAAAUAGCAGAGUUGCAUCAGGCAAGAUGGACUGCUUUGUUUGAUCAUAUGGAUGAAGCACUUUCAGAAGAGGAAAAACAACUUGAAAGUUGGUUGAAUCAAAUAAAAGACAAGCAAUUGCUAUGUGAUCAGGGCCUGCAACAUGUAAACUGGAGCAAGGCUUGUAGUUUACAACAGUCGGCAACUUCAGAAAAUCACUCCAGAUCAUCACAAGUAGACAACUCGGAGAAAGAGUUAGCUGUUAAUGCAGCAGCAGCUUCCAUAUACUCAACAUGCAAUUUUCUUCUGUCAGAGUUAAGUUGCAUUUGACAUUGAGUCUAACGAUGUUGUUGUUGUUGUUGUUGUUAUUGUUGUCAAUUGCUGAUCGCGGAAAAUAACAGUUUGUUCACAUUUUGCAAUGCUACAACGCUAUAGCGCUUUUAUAGCCACUAUUUGGAAGCAAUUUGUACUAAAUAGUGUAUUGCAGAACAAUGAUGAUUUGUUUAGAUUCUGCAUUGCUAUAGCGCGAUAAUGCCUGCUAUAGCCGCUAUUUUACAACACUAGUCAUAUGUUCACCUGAUUAUGUUGGAUGUCUUUUUUUAUUUUCUUUUCUCAAUGAGUUGAGAUUGCUUUAGCAAUUGCCAUUGGUAUGUAAAACAAGUUUUGAUACUUGUUGUGGUUGUAAUUCUAGAGGUCGAAUUAGUUUAUU
Vicia villosa (hairy vetch) is the source of this 2323-nucleotide messenger RNA. RefSeq lists its product as uncharacterized. The transcript has 7 exons. The coding region runs from base 193 to 1944 and encodes 583 amino acids. The record is from RefSeq and is a predicted model, not a curated record. Lineage: Eukaryota; Viridiplantae; Streptophyta; Magnoliopsida; Fabales; Fabaceae.